UUGGGUCCACAGCUCGGGGACUACUUUGUUUUCCAGAGGGUCUUUUCUCAUGGAGCGCGGAGUGACUCCCACCCCGCGGAAGAGACGCGGCAGACGCUGCCUGGUCCUCGGCGUCCUCGGCGUCCUGCUGCUGGUCGUCAUCGUCGCCGUCGUGUUGGGGCUGACGCUCACGCGGAAGGCUCACGCGCUGAAGACGACAUUCAUUGAGAGGUGUGAGGAGUUCAAGGGAUACGACUGUGAACAGGUCUGGGGUGCGUUCCAACAGGCUUACGUGGGGCUGGACCCUUGUAAAAUUCCCCACGAGGCCUACGAUCCUUUGAUCGCCGCGGCCCCUUUGAAACCUGCAUGCAACCGGAUGAUGUUCUGGAGCAAGACGAAGGAGGUGGUCCACGACUUCACUGAGAAGAGCGAUUGUUUUCUCACCGUGGAGGAAACUCUGCUGGGAUCGGUGCUGGAUGGGCUGACCUGGUGUGGAAAGGAGGGCAGCGACGAAACGUUCACGACCGACUGCCCGGGAUGGACCGACUGCGAGAACAACGCCGUGCGCUCCUUCUGGAACCGAGUCUCCGCCGCGUUUGCAGACGGUGCCUGCGGCGACGUCUCGGCGAUGCUGAACGGAUCCAUCGCCACGCCGUUCCAUCCCGCCAGUGUCUUUGCGAGCAACGAGGUGAAGCGGUUCCACUUUCCCCGGGUGAAGAGCCUGAAGGUCGUUCUGGUCACACAGAAGAACUUUGUGACAAACUGCACAAAUGCAUCUUUGAAGGACUUGCAGAAGGAGCUGGAUCCAAACAUUACGUAUGAAUGCAAGGAAGUGGCCGAGUACGUAUACGUAGACGAUGCUGUGUUCGAGGACGUCGCCACAUGUACUGCAUAUCAUAUCUCUCUCUCUCUCUCUCUCCAGGGCCCAGAUCCAGGCCUGCAGCUCUAAUCCAGACAAACCCUGUGGCACCUGUUGGUGAACUGAACGGCAGAUUAUAAUACGAGACACAACCAUAAUCAAGCUGUGAAGUCCCGUCCCUGUAAAUGUAAUAAUGUGCUUUUUAUGCAAUUAUUUUUGUACCUGUAACAGUUUGACUUUUUUAAAGAUCUUUAGUUUAAAAGGAAAAUCUAAUCUUAAAGAUAAGUUGUGGUAAAGGGUCAUGUACUGUGUGUGGGGUGAAAUAUUGGAGCUGCUAUCUAAUUCCACUGACACACUGCCUCCUGGUGGCGGAUUGUUGAAAUGUUUUUAAAUAAAAUGUUAAAAUACGAUUUGGAUUCCUAAAUGUGAUACGAUUGUGAACACAUUUGACAUGAAUCAUCCAAAACAAUAUUGAAUGGAGG
This is a messenger RNA of Cyclopterus lumpus (lumpfish), 1320 nucleotides long. Its product is annotated as ADP-ribosyl cyclase/cyclic ADP-ribose hydrolase 1-like. NCBI's taxonomy places the organism in Eukaryota, Metazoa, Chordata, Actinopteri, Perciformes, Cyclopteridae. Gene Ontology annotation, biological process: positive regulation of B cell proliferation. Gene Ontology annotation, cellular component: plasma membrane. Gene Ontology annotation, molecular function: phosphorus-oxygen lyase activity; NAD+ nucleosidase activity. The record is from RefSeq and is a predicted model, not a curated record. The coding region runs from base 50 to 928 and encodes 292 amino acids. The transcript is spliced from 7 exons.